Messenger RNA from Aspergillus terreus NIH2624, 726 nucleotides. RefSeq lists its product as uncharacterized. The transcript has a single exon. Bases 1 to 726 code for a protein of 241 amino acids. Lineage: Eukaryota; Fungi; Ascomycota; Eurotiomycetes; Eurotiales; Aspergillaceae. The record is from RefSeq and is a predicted model, not a curated record.
AUGGCAUUCAAGUUCAAAUCACGAGAAAAACGGGAGUGGAAGGCAAUGAUUCGAAGGAGGAGACAUAGAAAGCACAAGCAGGUGUUGCAGAAACUCGGCUACCUGGCGCUAAAGCUCUGGUGGGAUAUUGGAGAGGCAUCAUUGGAGAAGGUGUUUUUUCGCAUGCUGACCAUGGUUCCAGCCGAGAAGCAUUACUGGUGCGUCCCAUCUUAUUUGACGUAUUCGGACGUCAAGCCAGGAAACCAUACGGUCAACAAACUGGAGCUCUUGACCACACACCAAGCAGGACCCGCCAGGAUCGCGACCUGUGGUCGGAUAUUCGCAAGUACUCAGAGCUCCCUUGAACUGGCAUGUCAUGCGGGAGCACAAGACUCUGAAAACUCGACUUCCUGGAUGCCUGAUUCCACACAUGAAAUGGGUGGACGAUGCUUCAUGGAUGUUGCAAACAUCCGGGGACUCUAUAAUGUAAAGCUAACAGAAGCCAAAGCCAGGGUGAAUAAUUAUCUCUCGCAAAAGAAGGCAGGAGCAUACCUGAUCGCCUCCGAUUAUGUUGAUGUUACGGACACGUGGACCCAAGGCAGUGGUGAUGCACCACCAUUGACGGAGUCUCUGCCUCAAAGUGAGCAAGGCUGCAUUAUCCUCUGCACGGAGCAUCCAAGGCUGGCCAUGGGGUUACCGCUCUCUGAUGUGAUCUUUCUGCCACCAAAGCCAUCCCCUGGAGAUUAA